AUGAACUUUGCGCCCUACCAGGACGAGUCCCCCGAGGUGGAACGCGCCUUUUCGCCGUCGCUGGCCGACGCGAAUCGCAUCAAGUCCCCCAAUCUUCGAUCGCCUCGCGGAUCUCCUCCCGUCCCCGGACUCGCUUCACCGGGGCUCCCCUCCCCCAGUCAGUUCGCCGGUGCGGGUCAUAUAAACACCAGUGGACAUGGAAACACGGGAUUUGGAAAUGAUGUUGAGAGCGGUCGUUGGAAUCUCGGGGCUUUCGACACCAGUCUCCCCAUCCGCAUGGAUGUUGAAGCUAUGCUGGCAUAUCUGCUUCUGCCUCCUGCCGGUGGUGUCUUCCUCCUGUUGGUAGAACACAAGAGCGACUAUGUUCGCUUCCACGCCUGGCAAUCGAGCAUGCUUUUCACCGUCAUGUUUAUACUCCACCUAAUAUUCUCCUGGUCAAGCUUCUUCUCAUGGCUCUUGUUUAUUUGUGAUAUUGCAAUGAUCGGGUUUCUCAGCAUGCGGGCUUAUCGAGAUGUUGACACACUCGAACAUUUCGAAGUCCCAAUCUUUGGCCGACUGGCCAACUCCUUUGUUGACGAUGAAUGA
Aspergillus tubingensis is the source of this 585-nucleotide messenger RNA. Its product is annotated as UPF0132 domain protein. The coding region runs from base 1 to 585 and encodes 194 amino acids. The transcript has 4 exons. The record is from RefSeq and is a predicted model, not a curated record. NCBI's taxonomy places the organism in Eukaryota, Fungi, Ascomycota, Eurotiomycetes, Eurotiales, Aspergillaceae.